AAUUUACAGAAUUUAGACCAAGGGUUUUGGUGGGCGUGUCUCAUUAACGCUAUAAAGUCUAGAUCUUUCGCCUUCUCUGUUUUGCAUUCAUGGUUGAUUAACAGCUGCUACUGCUUGAGAGUGAAGGAGAGACUCAAUUCGUUCGACCUGAAAGGUGAAAGACGGCUCAUUCAAAUGUCUGGAUUUCUCAUCCUAUGAACUACUGCACCAGCUCUUGCACCUGAAUUUGAAGCUGAAGUUACAUCAUGGUGUGGUGUAGGAAACUGAUCCUUUUCUUGCUUUCUUUGAUCAUGGAGAUUUGAAAUACCUAGUUAUUCCUGUUGAAUGCACUAUUAGGACCCAAUAAUUUCUAUUGGGAAGGCGAUGGAUGGCAGAAGUUAUGACAAAAGACCUUAUACAUAUUCUGGCACACAAAAGGACUCAUUCCGUUACUCAUUUUCCUUGUCUGAAAACCCACUACGAGCCAUCUUUCAGACAUUUGAGAAUGUCUCGCAGACAAUUCAAGCCAAUCUAUCUAGAUUGAUUUGUCUUCCUAAUGAGCCAUUAUCUAAAAAGGAGCAGCCUCUCUUUUCUCUACCAUCAGCUUUUGUAACGACUCCAUUAAGUUCGAAGACUAGCUCUUCUUUUCUGCAGCCCAAAGACGUUCUUAAUGAGGUAAAGUCUAAUGGACCUGUGGCUAAAGAAGACCUUGGCAGGGCAACUUGGACCUUUCUUCACACUCUUGCAGCUCAGUAUCCAGAUAUGCCUACAAGACAGCAAAAGAAGGAUGUAAAAGAACUGGUAUCGAUACUAUCCAGAAUGUACCCUUGCAAAGAUUGCGCCGAUCAUUUUAAAGAAAUUCUAAGAUCAAAUCCGGUUCAAACUGGAUCUCAAGCUGAGUUUUCGCAGUGGUUAUGUCAUGUACACAAUGUUGUCAAUAGAAGUCUUGGCAAACCAAAAUUCCCUUGUGAAAGAGUAAAUGCAAGGUGGGGAAAAUUGGACUGUGAACAACGCAUGUGCGAUUUACAGGGUUCCGAAAAUGCUUUUGGCAAUCAGUUUCCGUAGAAAACCUGCUCGUUUGGAUCAUUAUUACUCAAGAUUAAUAGUCGUGGGUUCGAGCUUUCGCGACACUUUUGGAAAAGUUUCAUAAGAAGUGUUGGAUUCUACAAUUGGUUUUAGAUGCUUUCAAACACUUGAACACUGUAAUAUUGAUUCUUGUAAUUUAAUAUAUCAGAUAUUGCAUAAUA
Molecule: messenger RNA, 1226 nt
Organism: Impatiens glandulifera
Lineage: Eukaryota; Viridiplantae; Streptophyta; Magnoliopsida; Ericales; Balsaminaceae
Product: FAD-linked sulfhydryl oxidase ERV1
Exons: 8
Coding region: 364-1044 (226 amino acids)
Cellular component (GO): mitochondrion
Molecular function (GO): flavin adenine dinucleotide binding; flavin-dependent sulfhydryl oxidase activity
Source: RefSeq, a predicted model, not a curated record